AUGGCUGUAAGAACAAAAAGAGAUACUGGAAGUUUUCUCAGUAAAUUUUAUCAACAAAGGGAUGCAGAUAUAAUCAAGCAAGCAGAAGAAAAUGGGUUUUUCUUCAACCCAACAGAAGAGACAUUAUUACUUCAAUGUCAAGUGCAGAACCCUGAUCGGAAAAAUCUGGCAGACUUUCGACUGAUUCAGCUCUGUGAUGUUCACCUUCGAGUGCUAGGAGACAUUAGAAUGUGCACGUCACUAACAAUUUGCUUACUGGCCAAUAAUUUCCUCACAAAAAUUGACGCCCUUGUUUCCUGCACGCAGCUCAUUAGGUUGGAUGUCCAUUCUAAUCAGCUGGCAUCAGUACCUGGCUGUUCUUUCUGGAGAAGUCUGGACAAACUUCAGGUACUUCAUCUUCAUGAUAACCCAUUGGCAAAAUUUGAAUCUCUGCAAGCACUUGGCUCCUCCCCUUGCCUGUCAGUUCUGACAUUAUAUGACACGCCUCUUUCCUUAAAGAAGAACUACAGGCAUCAUGUGGUGAACACAAUCUGGACACUGAAGGCUUUAGACAUGCAUGUGAUCUCAGACGAGGAGAUUAUUGAAGAUGCUGUGUUCCGAUAUGCCCAAUUUGCUGCUCUAAGUCCUGCAUUCAGAGUAGAUCUCUGCCCUAAAACAUCUACCGACUUGACUUACCCUCAAGAGUUGUGCGUGUUUCAUUCAUUGAUUGCCAGAGUCAACUCAGUCUUAGCCAGGCACUCUCCGGUUCACAUCGUACAAAAAUAUGUUAGAGGACACCUCACCCGUAAAAGACUGGGAAUUAUUAAAAAACAUGGACUGCUAAGACUAAAAGAAACAAUGACUCAUCUUCCUAGUACACCCGUUUUCCCUAGCAGCCCUCUCUACACUCCUAACACAAGAGAGGUGGUGGAUUAUGACAGCUACAUGGCCGGCUGGAGACAGAGCUUGUUAAAUGAGCCAUUUUAUGAACAAAUUGGGACAACUCUUGAGCAAAUUUCAUUACAAGAGUACCUGCCCUUCAGUAUCAACAUUGAGAGAUUGCAGUCAGGCAUUUUGACUAAACUUCAGGCUAAAAUCACAACAGAAACAACACUGACUGGUAGAGAAUACUUGAGAUUGGGUUCAAAGAAAGAGAGAGAAAAGAAGCAUACAAAGCAAGAGAUGGAUAAAAAGCCAAAGUCAAAGAGAAUUCAGGACAUCAAAAAGUUUUUUGGGCCCGUGGUUCAAACUGUUUCACUUGAAAUGGAGGAUGAUGAAAUACCACAGGCUGAUUUCAGAAUUAGAGGCAGGAAGCCUCAUUUUCUGACUGUUGAUGCUACCACAGAAAUGAUUUUGAGCAAGAAAGAAGCUGGUGAACUAAUAAGAGAAGCAGAGGAAGUGCAAAAGAGAAAGGAACUCUUGCAGCCUCCUAUGACAGUGAAACGUAACCGUCUUACAACAAUCGAACAAAGAUUAUUUAACAAAACCCAUGGGACGAUGAGCCUGUCUUGUCUGAUGGCUGUACACAAGGCUUACAAAGAGAGAGAAAAAGCAGAGGCUGCUGCAGUGAAAUCAGAAAAUAAUUUAGGUUGGAGAGAAGAGAGACUACAAGCUAAGGAUAAAAUUAGAAGACACCACAGCGAGAAAAGACUGAAGGUGCUGCAGACACGGGACAUGGAGAAGUCUCAAAUCUUAGAGCAGCUGGAGAAACAGGAAGUUCAGAAACUCAUCUUCCUGAACAGGCUACAUGAACAAAAGGUUCAGAGGUCACAUUUCAAGAAAAUGCAGCAAGCAGAUUGCAUAUUCAUGCAAGAGUUUCACUCUCAACGUUCAUCAAUAUCAAACACUCUCCAACGAUAUGAUCGACAGGCAUAUGUUGAAGACAACAAAAAGAGCAGACAAAAAGAAGUUUCUGAAAUGAAGAAAACUGAACAAGCGCAGAAAGAGGCUGUGAAAAAUUACUUGGAGCACCAGAAGAUGACGAAGCAGAAGGAGAUAGCAUUGGCCAAAGUUGCGCUACAGACAAAAUUACAAAAUGAAACCAAAGUGAGGAUUUUGGAGGCCCAAAACAGGGUAUCCUGUCUGAAGGCUAAAAACGCCAGCAAUGUAGAUGUUUAUACCCUGCCUUAUAGCAGUGUUUCCCACAGCAGUGCAGUCCCCCCUGCGGGCAUCUUGUGGGAAGCACCUUACGAAGAGUCAUCUGUGGAUUUACUGUACCGACAGCAUGCACUUUCUGUAUAA
Molecule: messenger RNA, 2220 nt
Organism: Candidula unifasciata
Lineage: Eukaryota; Metazoa; Mollusca; Gastropoda; Stylommatophora; Geomitridae
Source: the annotation of a GenBank genome assembly